Molecule: messenger RNA, 576 nt
Organism: Cooperia oncophora
Lineage: Eukaryota; Metazoa; Nematoda; Chromadorea; Rhabditida; Trichostrongylidae
Source: the annotation of a GenBank genome assembly
AUGGGCGCCCGCCCUGGAUCGCGGCUACUGAGUCUUUGGUGGUGGUAUGUGGAAACGGAUUCCUUAGCAACUGAACAUGAAUUGAAACGCCUUGGAGAACACAAGUAUUCUGCGGUCGACAACAGCUGGCUUGAUGAGUUGUGCAUGAAAAGGUGGUGGGAAUAUGUCGUAACGUGGUGCCCAAUGUGGUUAGCUCCAAAUUUGAUUACUCUUAUUGGUCUCAUUAUCAACUUAAUAACGGUUCUAGUUUUAUCAUCGUUUUCCUAUUCGGCUACUGAGCCGGCUCCCUCGUGGGCCUAUGCCCAAGCAGCUCUAGGACUAUUUCUUUAUCAAACGCUAGAUGCCAUUGAUGGCAAACAAGCUCGACGAACUGGUUCGAGCAGUCCACUAGGCGAAUUGUUCGAUCACGGAUGUGAUAGCAUGACUCAAGUGUUUGUUACACUGAAUAUUUGUUACGCCAUGUCGUUGGGACACAUGACAAAUGCUGUGAUGUUCGUUUCGAUUGUGUCGGUCGUGAUGUUCUAUGCAGCACACUGGUCUACGUAUUGUACUGGUCAACUACGAUUCUCUAGGUAA